Messenger RNA from Sphaeroforma arctica JP610, 1005 nucleotides. RefSeq names its product large subunit ribosomal protein L6e. Gene Ontology annotation, molecular function: structural constituent of ribosome; RNA binding. NCBI's taxonomy places the organism in Eukaryota, Ichthyosporea, Ichthyophonida. Gene Ontology annotation, biological process: ribosomal large subunit assembly; cytoplasmic translation. The transcript has 4 exons. The record is from RefSeq and is a predicted model, not a curated record. Gene Ontology annotation, cellular component: ribosome; cytosolic large ribosomal subunit. The coding region runs from base 53 to 778 and encodes 241 amino acids.
UAACACUCGAUUGUAUUGCCAGAUCGCCUGCCUCUUUCGCAACUGGGAAACCAUGGUUGAUCACGCACCCAGAAACUCAAACUUGGCCUUUGGCGUAAACCGCCUCGGUCGGGCCGCCGUAUACAAGAAGCGUGCCUUGUACCGUCGCAAAAAGACUACUCAGAACACUGAGAAGGCUGCGCCUGCGACCACUAAGACCAAGGAAAUUGGCGGUGAUAAGAAUGGUAAGACACGUACCGUUCCCCUACAAAAGGAGAGCCGUUUCUACGCCACCGAGGAUACCCCUCGUCCUCUUGUAAACCGCAAGCACGCCAAGGCUGCCAAGCUUCGUGCCUCCAUCACCCCCGGAACCGUAUUAAUCUGUCUCUCCGGACCUAACCGUGGAAAGCGUGUCGUCUUCCUCAAGCAAUUGGCUAGUGGCUUAUUACUUGUGACUGGACCCUUCAAGAUCAACGGAGUACCCCUUCGUCGCAUUAACCAGGCUUACGUUAUUGCCACGUCCACUUCCAUCGACAUCUCUGGUGUGAGUGUUGCUGACAAGUUCGAUGAUGCAUACUUUGCACGUCCCUCUACCGGUGCCACCGAGAAGUCGGAGAAGAAGUUCUUCGCAACCGGAGAUAAGGAGAAGAAGGCCCCUGCUGCCAGUCGUGUCUCCGACCAAAAGGAGGUUGAUAGCGCCAUUAUUAGCGCGAUCGCCAAGGAGCCCAUGAUGAAGUCAUACUUGGCUGCCACCUUCUCAUUGAAGAAAGGACAGUACCCUCACUUGAUGAAGUUUUAAUCUAUUUCAUUAAAAUGAUCUCGCUGAGUAUUACCUGGUGUUCAUUAGGGGACUCUCCAUAGGUGUGUUCUUGUUGGAUAUUUUGAAUGCAUCUAUAGGCAUGCACGUAAAACACAUACCGGGUGUCUACCGUUGUUGUCGAUUCUUAGUUUGUUUAUGAUGUUUUCCCCCACAGGACGCAUUUAUUGAUUUAGUUUAUUUUUGGGUUUCCAAAGUACUAAUGUAGG